Molecule: messenger RNA, 819 nt
Organism: Octopus bimaculoides (California two-spot octopus)
Lineage: Eukaryota; Metazoa; Mollusca; Cephalopoda; Octopoda; Octopodidae
Source: RefSeq, a predicted model, not a curated record
UUUAACUUCACUCGAUGUUUACUGGUUGUCAAGUUACUUCUGACGAAUCUGUAAACUUUUAUUAAGCUGAAUUAUAAUCUUGUUUCUUUUACUUUUUAUAUCGAACCGUUGUUUUCCUUUUAGACGAAGAAAAUAGCGAAGAAGUUAAAUUCAACCGGCAGCGUUUUGUUCUAUCACCAAGCAGUCUCGUCCUGACUCCCAUCAUUAUAGUUAAGAUGACCAGUAAUUCAAAUGACGAAUAUCUGAUGAAAUUUCUCAACACAGAAUUAAAAGAACUUAAUCAACAUCAUAUUGAUCAUAUUGCUCUUAGGCUGAAAGAGAAUAAUUUAUUUAACGAUCAUGACUGGUUAGAAAAAUCAAAACUGUUAACAGAAGGAUCUUCAAAAUAUAGCAGAUUUUUUUGGAAACUAUUCUGUCUCUUACGUGACCCAAAAACUGCUAAAUCAACUUUUGAUACUAUAGUGAAUUCUUUGCAUGACUGUGAGCUAUGGGUAGCUCACAAUUUAGAAUUUGCUGAUAGCACAUGCAACAGAAUGAAAAAUAAUAUGGAGAUUCUUGACGCUAAACAGAACAUUGUUGCUAAAAUUGAGUUAGAUGGGACCCAGAAACUGUUCAUAAAGCCAAUGAGUCCUGAGUUGAUUAACCAAACGCAAACUGAUUUAUCCCAAAUUAAGAGAGAACUUUUCUUUUUUAAAGCGACAAAUUGAAUAUAUUGUGACAGGAUUACCAAAUAAUAUAAACGGAAAACAAAAGCAUGAAAAAAAAUUGUGAUAAAAUGUGUUUUUCUCUCACAGUUGUUAUUAAAUCUUUUUAAUGUUU